This is a messenger RNA of Pecten maximus, 1419 nucleotides long. RefSeq names its product neurogenic locus Notch protein-like. Bases 1 to 1419 code for a protein of 472 amino acids. The record is from RefSeq and is a predicted model, not a curated record. The transcript is spliced from 2 exons. Lineage: Eukaryota; Metazoa; Mollusca; Bivalvia; Pectinida; Pectinidae.
AUGAUUGACGAUUGUAAGGAGAAGUUAAAUCAGGAUGAUCGUAAGAAGAAGUUAAAUCAGGAUGAUUGUACGGAGAAGUUAAAUCAGAAUGAUUGUAAACGGAAGUUAAAUCAGGAUGAUUGUAAGGAGAAGUUAAAUCAGAAUGAUUGUAAACGGAAGUUAAAUCAGGAUGAUUGUAAGAGGGCGUUAAAUCAUGAGGAUUGUAAGAGGGCGUUAAAUUAUGAGGAUUGUAAGAAGGCGUUAAAUCAUGAGGAUUGUAAGAAGGCGUUAAAUCAUGAGGAUUGUAAGAAGGCGUUAAAUCAUGAGGAUUGUAAGAAGGCGUUAAAUCAUGAGGAUUGUAAGAAGGCGUUAAAUCAUGAGGAUUGUAAGAGGGCGUUAAAUCAUGAGGAUUGUAAGAAGGCGUUAAAUCAUGAGGAUUGUAAGAAGGCGUUAAAUCAUGAGGAUUGUAAGAAGGCGUUAAAUCAUGAGGAUUGUAAGAGGGCGUUAAAUCAUGAGGAUUGUAAGAAGGCGUUAAAUCAUGAGGAUUGUAAGAAGGCGUUAAAUCAUGAGGAUUGUAAGAAGGCGUUAAAUCAUGAGGAUUGUAAGAGGGCGUUAAAUCAUGAGGAUUGUAAGAAGGCGUUAAAUCAAAAUGAUUGUAAACGGAAGUUAAAUCAGGAUGAUUGUAAGAGGGCGUUAAAUCAUGAGGAUUGUAAGAGGGCGUUAAAUCAUGAGGAUUGUAAGAAGGCGUUAAAUCAUGAGGAUUGUAAGAAGGCGUUAAAUCAUGAGGAUUGUAAGAAGGCGUUAAAUCAUGAGGAUUGUAAGAGGGCGUUAAAUCAUGAGGAUUGUAAGAAGGCGUUAAAUCAUGAGGAUUGUAAGAAGGCGUUAAAUCAUGAGGAUUGUAAGAAGGCGUUAAAUCAUGAGGAUUGUAAGAGGGUGUUAAAUCAUGAGGAUUGUAAGAAGGCGUUAAAUCAUGAGGAUUGUAAGAAGGCGUUAAAUCAUGAUGAUUGUAAGAGGGCGUUAAAUCAUGAUGAUUGUAAGAGGGCGUUAAAUCAGGAUGAUUGUAAGAGGGCGUUAAAUCAUGAGGAUUGUAAGAGGGCGUUAAAUCAUGAGGAUUGUAAGAGGGCGUUAAAUCAUGAGGAUUGUAAGAAGGCGUCAAAUCAUGAGGAUUGUAAGAGGGCGUUAAAUCAUGAGGAUUGUAAGAGGGCGUUAAAUCAUGAGGAUUGUAAGAAGGCGUUAAAUCAUGAGGAUUGUAAGUGGGCGUUAAAUCAUGAGGAUUGUAAGAGGGCGUUAAAUCAUGAGGAUUGUAAGAAGGCGUUAAAUCAUGAGGAUUGUAAGAAGGCGUUAAAUCAUGAGGAUUGUAAGAAGGCGUUAAAUCAUGAGGAUUGUAAAAAGGCGUUAAAUCAUGAGGAUUGUAAAAAGGCGUUAUAUCAUGAGGAUUAA